Syzygium oleosum is the source of this 1571-nucleotide messenger RNA. Its product is annotated as cytosolic sulfotransferase 12-like. Gene Ontology annotation, cellular component: cytoplasm. The transcript has a single exon. Gene Ontology annotation, biological process: sulfation. The coding region runs from base 1 to 1113 and encodes 370 amino acids. The record is from RefSeq and is a predicted model, not a curated record. Lineage: Eukaryota; Viridiplantae; Streptophyta; Magnoliopsida; Myrtales; Myrtaceae. Gene Ontology annotation, molecular function: sulfotransferase activity.
AUGCUUGAAUUGUGUGGACUCAUCUCUAAAGUUCAAGAAACGGAUCACAAAUUCCAACAUUCUUCACUCGGACUCUCCAUCUCCUCCUCCACCGCCACCACCAUCACCACAAGGCAAGCCUCCCAAACUCCUCCUCCUUCCCAUGCAAAGUACUUGCGAGAUGACUACAUGUCAGAAGCAUGCAAAGACUUGCUCUCCUCCCUCCCUUCGGAAGAAGACUGGGUUGCCGGCUCUCUUUGCUUGUACCAGGGCUUCUGGUUCUCCACUCGGCUCUUCAGCGGCGUCCUCGCUUGCCAAAACCACUUCCAAGCUCACGCCUCUGACAUCCUCCUCGUCAGCAACCCAAAAUCCGGCACUAUCUGGCUAAAAGCCAUCCUCUUUGCUCUCUUGAACCGUGCCAAGUACUCCGCCUCCAUCUCACGACACCACCCUCUCCUAACCCAAAACCCCCACAACCUCGUGCUCUUCUUGGAGCGUCAGCUCUACCGCGAGCAAGAAAAUCCCGAUCUCGCUGCUUUUGAGUCCCCGAGGCUCUUUGCCACCCACUUGCCCUAUUCCUCACUUCCACAGUCAGUGAGGGACUCCAAGUGCAAGCUGGUUUACCUUUGUAGGAACCCUAAGGACACCUUCAUCUCGCUGUGGCACUUCACCAACAAGCUGAGGCCCGAAGAGAAGGGCCAGAUUCCACUCCAGCAGUGCCUCGACAAGUACUGUCAAGGGCAGAUCGCGUAUGGGCCUUACUGGGACCAUGUGCUGGGUUACCACAAGGUGAGUUUGGAGAUGCCCGAGAAGGCGUUGUUCGUGAUGUACGAGGAGAUGAAAGAGGAUCCUUGUGUUCAUGUAAGGAGGUUGGCCGAUUUCUUGGGGUGUCCAUUUAGCGAAGAAGAACUGAGAGACGGGACAGUGGAGGGAAUACUGAGGAUGUGUAGCUUCGACAUUUUGAGCACAAUGGAGGUGAAUAAAAGCGGGAAGGUGUCGCCUGGAUAUCAGAACAAGUGGUUCUUCAGGAGAGGUGAGGUUGGAGAUUGGGUGAAUUACAUGAGUGCUGAGAUGGGGGAGAGAAUUGACGGUGUCCUGGAAGAGAAGUUGAAUGGUUCUGGUUUGAAGCUUUGAAGUUCGUUAAAUAGAAACAGUAUCUACAGACUAUAGAUGGAGCCGAUCACGAUGUGUGAUGUGUUAGUUUGGAUGUUUGGUUUGAUGGUGGAGAAGAAAACGAAGAAAUAUUGAAAAAGAAAAAAGAAGAAAUGAUUUCGACUGUUGGCACUUUAGGAAGGUCAACAUCUGGUUGGCUAAUGAAAGUGUGUUUCUCAUGCUACAGCUUUUAAGAAUUCCAGAGGCAUUGUCAAUCGUGGCUUCGUUUCCACAGAGAUGCUUCUAGGUUGUGAUUCUAUAGUAUUCAUGUGUGUUGUGCUAUUGGCAUUUGCAGACGUUUUGUUGCCAACAUGUAGUUGGCUAAUAAAAGCUGUCUUCCUUUGUUGCUCAUUCUAUAGGAUUAAGGAUUUCCAGAGGCAUUAUCAAUCGUGGAUUCGUUUCCACAGUGAGAUGCUUCAAGGUUGUGACUCUAGUAUUCG